GCCAACGUAAAACGUCAAGUCGGUAUGGUAUUUAGGUUAUGUUAAUGGGCUGACGUUGAGAAGGGUAAAGCAAAAAAAAUAAUAAUAUGGAAAACAGCGAUGUUAUUCUGGUAACAGGUGGCUCGGGGUUGGUGGGAAGUGCUAUUAAGUCAGUAGUAGAAUCUGAGAAAGCCGAUGGCGAGAGAUGGAUCUUCGUCACCAGCAAAGACGCCAAUUUAUGUGACUAUGAUAGUACAAAGGCCCUCUUUGAGAAGCACAGGCCCACUAAAGUCAUCCACUUGGCAGCCAUGGUUGGUGGACUCUUCCACAAUAUGUCCCAUAAUCUGGAUUUCUUUAAAAACAACCUGAACAUGAACAAUAACGUUCUACAAGUGAGCCACGAGAUGCAGGUGAAGAAGGUGAUCUCCUGUUUGUCCACCUGCAUCUUCCCAGACAAGAUCACGUACCCCAUAGACGAGACAAUGGUGCAUUUGGGACCGCCUCAUUCUUCCAAUUUUGGUUACAGCUACGCCAAGCGAAUGAUCGAUGUCGCUAAUCGAGCUUACAAACAGCAGCACGGCUGUAACUUCACCUCCGUGAUUCCGUGCAAUGUCUUCGGUCCUCAAGAUAACUACAAUCUGGAGUCGAGCCAUGUCAUACCUGGACUCAUUAGGAAAUUGCACGAUAUCAUCUCUAAAGGUGGUGAUACAUUCACUGUCAUGGGAACUGGAAAGCCUUUGCGACAAUUCAUAUAUUCAAUGGAUUUGGCGAAGUUGUUCGUUUGGGCUUUGAGGAACUACGAGGAUGUUGAACCGAUCAUCUUUUCAGUGGAUGAAUCUGCGGAGAUUUCUAUAGGAGAGGCCGCCGAGGAGAUCGCUAGAAGCUUCGAUUUCAAGGGAAAGAUAAUUUACGAUACAACCAAAGCUGAUGGUCAAUUCAAGAAGACGGCAAGCAACGCGAAGUUGCGUCGUCUUCAUCCUGAAUUCAAGUUUACCCCGUUUAAAGAAGCCAUCCAGACAAGCGUGGAUUGGUACAAGCAGAACUGUUCCACCGCCAGGAAUUAAUUAUUACAAUAAUAAUGUGGGAUUAUUAGUAUUAUUUUAAGGGUAUUUUGUGCUAUGAAUAAACGCCGUAAUUGUGAUUGGAA
Molecule: messenger RNA, 1126 nt
Organism: Nicrophorus vespilloides
Lineage: Eukaryota; Metazoa; Arthropoda; Insecta; Coleoptera; Silphidae
Gene: Gmer
Product: GDP-L-fucose synthase
Exons: 5
Coding region: 87-1043 (318 amino acids)
Biological process (GO): nucleotide-sugar biosynthetic process
Molecular function (GO): GDP-L-fucose synthase activity
Source: RefSeq, a predicted model, not a curated record